Nematostella vectensis (starlet sea anemone) is the source of this 1902-nucleotide messenger RNA. Its product is annotated as monocarboxylate transporter 10. The record is from RefSeq and is a predicted model, not a curated record. Gene Ontology annotation, biological process: transmembrane transport. Bases 392 to 1885 code for a protein of 497 amino acids. NCBI's taxonomy places the organism in Eukaryota, Metazoa, Cnidaria, Anthozoa, Actiniaria, Edwardsiidae. Gene Ontology annotation, molecular function: monocarboxylic acid transmembrane transporter activity. The transcript has 4 exons.
CCAACUUUUUUUUCGUUUUCUCGUCCCAGCGAAAUUCCUAAUCCUCGGAUUCAAAGCAACGCGCGUCCUCACCCGCGUGACGCCAUGAAUGCGUUACCAAUGUUUUGUUAUUAACUUCGACCUGUCAACAAGGACAUAAGAAGGUUGAGUAAUUUGGCAAUACUUUUGCAACCAAAACAAAAAACGAACUGUUGCUAUUCUUAUUCUUGUGGCAUUGACCUCCGCUUUCCAGUAGGAAAGGAGGAUUUAUCACUGAAGCUGAAGAAGGCUGGAAAAUCGCCAAUAUGAAGGGAGCUGUUUCAUUUGUGUUGUGGCGAAGUUUGUUCGGUUUAGUCUAACGCGUGCUUAUUAUCGAUCGCCUGACACUAAACUAUUGCUAUUCUCCGGAGUCAUGAAUAUUGGCUCGCAAGAAAACAAUGCAAGCCCUUUGGAAGGUUCAGAGGGAAUAAACGCCGAUUAUGCAAACAGCGAAGAGGGAACAAACUUGCCAGUCGAAGGUGGUUGGGGAUGGAUUGUAUGCGCCGGAACUUUCAUUGUAAACUUUAUUGUUUUCGGGAUACACAAUUCUUUUGGAGUGGUCUACGUAAAUUUACUAGAUGAACUUAAGCUUGGAAAAGCAGAAACCGCUUGGAUAGGCGCCAUGGCAAUGGGACUCAACUUUUUGUGCGGACCGCUGACCAGCAUCCUCUGCACUCGGUACUCGUGCCAGGCCACUGCAUUCAUCGGAGCACUAUUGUCGGUGCUAGGUCUUUUUCUGACGUCAUUCGUCCAGGAGCCGCCAAAAAUGUACCUGACUUACGGCCUACUAUUUGGAGUCGGGUCCAGUCUCUCUUUCGUGUCCUCGAUUGUGAUUUUAGGUGAAUACUUUCAGAAGAGACUGGCUCUAGUUAACGGGAUUGCCACUUCCGGUUCCGGUGUGGGAUCUUUAGUGACCGGGCCUGUUAUGAAUUAUUUACUUGCUAAUAUCGGAUGGCAGAACUGCAUGCGUGUGUUGAGUGGGUUCGCAAUGCUCUUAUGGAUAGCGGCGUUUCUCUUCAAACCCAAUAAGCGCCGGGUAAGCACGAGGCCCUCGAAGGAUGCUGGGAAGCUUGUUGAUUUGUCCAUUUGGAGGAACAAGGCAUAUGUCACAUGGGUUAUCACCGUUGCUCUCUUUCAGUUCGGCUAUCUUUUUCCGUUUGUUCACCUGAUCAAAUACGCUGAAGAACUUGGCAUCUCCAAGUCCAAAGGCGCCUGGUUAAUAGGAUUCCUUUCCAUCAUGUCGACCAUUGGCCGAGUUGUGUUCGGGAGGCUAUGCGACUUUCAGCGCGUCAACCGCAUCACCGUCUACCAGCUCUCCGUCUUCGCUAUUGGAGUCAGCACCAUCCUGUGUCCACUGGCCAGUAAUUACGGUGGGCUCAUAGCUUACGCCGUAACGUUCGGGUUCUUUGACGGCUGUUUCGUAGGGCAGGUGGCGGUGAUAACAGCGGAUAUCGUUGGACACGAGAAGCUAUCACAGGGAGUCGGUAACAUGUUUGGAUUUAUAGCCAUCCCCAUGAGCUUUGGGCCGCCUGUUGCAGGGUGGUUAUACGAUGCAUUUGGGUCUUACGACUUGUCUUUCUAUCUCUCUGGGGGAAUAGCUGUGGCAUCAUCAAUACUUGUGUUCCUCGUAUCACGCAUGCUCAAACAUAGGGAACUGCUUCCCUCACAUUUCGAUGGGCGAAGCCUUGUUUCUAUCACGGAAAUGAACGAGAUAAAGCAAGACUGUUCCAGGCCAGGUAGCUCAGGGUACUCGUCACGUGAUAGUCAAAUAGAGAACCAACCGCUGAUGGACACUAAGGGAUCACCCUUGGCUGGGGCAGAGUUGAGAAAACAAUUCCAAAAUCUAGAAAAAGAAACAGUUUUAUGAGAAGAGUCUGAUUAAAA